Molecule: messenger RNA, 1974 nt
Organism: Owenia fusiformis
Lineage: Eukaryota; Metazoa; Annelida; Polychaeta; Sabellida; Oweniidae
Source: the annotation of a GenBank genome assembly
UAACAAGACCAGCUUGAGGAAUAUAGAAAAUAUAGAGCUAUAGAAAACAUAGGAUUUUGCAUGACAAUGGGAGAUUGGGGCGCUAUGGAACACAUAAAUGGAGGCAAUGACUUCUUAGCCAUGCUGACUGCUAAGAGUCGCACUCCAACCCACCGUGCAGAGAAGUCUGAGCUCCUAUUCACACCGUCCCCCCAGAAACCAGGUCCAGAGGGGGCUUCUGCAUCUUCUGUGUAUGGAGCUGAUGAGACUGUAGAAGAUUCAAUUAAACUGCUGAAUCAGGACCUAUUGGUGCUAGGGUUUCCGUCCAUGUAUGAUGGUGCUGCUACAUUCAAACUUUCCCAGCUGGUCAGCAGUACACAACAACUGCUGCAUAUGCAUCAGAGAAGUAUGAGGAUCAAAGAAGAUUUGGAAAACAGGCAAUGUCGCACAGAGACUGACAUCAACCACCUUCAGGUGACUCAGGGUCGACUCAAGGACAGUCUGAAACUCUGUCAGAGAGACAUUGCUGGACUACAGGAGAAGGAGAGACAACUUGUGAAUAAAAAUAAACUGCUCACCAGUAAACUGAAAGCAGAAAAAGAUGAGGUGAAGCGCCUACAAUCUGUGAUACUAUCCCGAGAUUCUCAAUACAAACAUGAAAUGAAGAAGAGAGAAAAAGAAAUAAAUAAACUGAAAGAAAGGAUGCACCAACUACUCACUGAUAAAAACCAAGAACGUAGAUUAGGUAUGGAUAUUCUUAAUGCCCUCCAGAGACCAGAUGGCAAGAGGGGCACCUGGAAGACCAACAAUAAACAAGAAGAAGACAUGUACAGACUGAUCAUAACCAACUAUGAAGACCGCCAGAAGGAGCUGAUGUUAGAGAACAAGGAACUGAGAGAAUGCCUGGUCACCAUGCAGAAAGAGUUGAUCUCAUUAUUAAACCAACAGCCUUCACCUUCUAAAUCAUCUAACUUAGAAGACAGUCUGGAAGAGAGUGAAGAUGACAUUAAGUCUGUCACAUCAACAGAUGUUGAGGAACUGGCUGAUGGCUACUUCCAGAUGCCCUAUGAAAUGGUGCGAGAUGGCAUUCAAAAGAGUCUCAAAGAAAAAUAUCAGCUGCUAAAGAGAAGAAUAAAUCAAACUGAGAAAAGCAAUCCAACAUCAGAAGGUGACUCUCCAGAGACCCCUAGGUCUGAUGUAGAUGAGGCCAACUACAAAGAGCAGAUAGAGACCCUCAGUGAACAAGUCAGUAGAUACAGGGACAUCAUUGAGCAGCAAGAAGACCUCAUUCAGCAUUCCCUACAAACUCCUGAUAAUGAUGAUACAAUAGAACAAUCAUUCCUGCACAACUCAGAGCUCCUGGAGGAGGCUGAGAAUCUCUCAAAGGAGAAGGCAUUGUUCUACCAGCAGAAAUGCAACUUUGAGAAGGAACGGCAAACAUUUACAGAGGCUGCUAUAAGACUUGGCAGAGAGAGGAAGAUGUUUGAGGAUGAGAAGUCUGGGUUCCUGCAACAUCAGUUCAAACAGGCAACACAGUCUUCUGUACACAAGCCAAGAUCAGCAAUGCACAAAUUCACAGGAAUUGAAGGAGGGGCUAGACUGGUAUCAGCUAAUGCCAACUUGACCCCCAGCCCCACACACUCUGCUAUAAAGACACCAUCCACAGUAGACCUAUACAGAUCUAUGGGACUAAAAAUUUCUGGUGGUUCCCAAUCCAGUGUGAAAUCUUCCCCUUAUCUAGGCUCAUUCCAUGGGUCAACAACCAGCAGUAAAACCAGCAGUAAUAAACCAGCGCAGAGUAACAGUGCUUCAAAUAAAUCCAGCCGUAAAAGUUCUGUCACAUCUAGCCACAGUAGUAGUGGUUGCAGAAACAUUUCACCCUCAAGUCGUGUCCAGGAGCACAUGGAACAUGUGAAGCAAGCGCUGUUUCAACAGUCAGGAUCUGCGUGUGAAACAUCUAGUAGGGACGGUAGCUCUAGACAUGAGCAGCAAUAG